CGUUCCCGGCGGAAAGGGAAUAAGAUUUGGCGGCCAUUCUUAUGCUCUGCAGGCCCCACACGUAGUACGUGCCACGUACCGAUAAGCCUUAUGGCACGUAUCCACGUGCGCUUGAUCUAAGGCCUCCUCACUUCACUUUACGACAAGCACAAGCAUCAUGGUCAAGUACGUUCUGAUGGGAGCUGGUGGUAACGUUGGCGGUGUCGCGGCCGACUUCGCCGUUGAGAUCGCGAAACCAGAGGACCACCUGGUGUUCGCCAGCAGCAGUCUGGACAAGAUCCCUGCCGAGAAAGUAGCCCAUUGGCGCAGUAAGGGCGUCGAGGUGGUGUCUGCCAGCUACGACGACCGAGAGAGUAUGAAAAAGGCGUUCAAAGGUGCAGAUGCCGUUGCGACCAUCUCGACGUGGCUGAUCGGAGACCGUCGCCGCAACCAGAUCAAGAACGCGCUCGAAGUGGCGAAGGAAAUGGGCGUCAAGCGCUUCUGCUACACGUCGGGGGCUGGUGCUGGCGUGGAAGCAAAGACGGAGGAGGACAUCCCCUAUCUGCUUCGCGACCACCACUACAUCGAGCAGUUGGUCUACGCGUCCGGUCUGCAGUACAACAUCCAAAGAAACUGCUUGUACGCGGACAACAUUCCAAUGUACUUCGCUCCUUCGUGGAAAUUCUGCGGUGACAAGUGGCUGACCAAUAGUCACGGCCAGAAGGGCUGCUACGUGUCCCGUGACGACUGUGGUCGUGUGUUGGGAGCCUUGCUUCUCGGCCGGGGUGAACCAAACACGGUCUACGAAGUCACGGGCGGUGGCGGCGUCUCGCACGAAGAAAUCUUCGACUUCAUGAGCAGUGAAGUUGGCUACAAGGGAGAGUUGGUGGAUAUGACCGAUGAGGAGCUGAAGAAAUGGUGGCUGGACCGUGGCCUUCCCAAGGACGUGUACGGUGAUUUCUCGCAGCUUCCGAUGAAGUUGUGUAUUGGUGAUCUGCUGUGUUCCGGUGAGAUGGUUGCUAAUGGAUGCAUGAUGCCGGCGUCGAAUGCCGUGGAGAAAUUAACGGGCCGCAAGCCGACCCACUGGAAGGAUGCGAUGAUCAAGUACAAGGAUAUCUUUCCGAAGUCGGAGUAAAGUGCCAAGGACAGCCGUUACAACUAGAUAGCGCGAAGUUUUCCGAUAAUAAUGUUUCUUGCAUUUUUGCUGUGAAUUCAACCGAUUUCGUCUCCAAA
Molecule: messenger RNA, 1212 nt
Organism: Phytophthora nicotianae INRA-310
Lineage: Eukaryota; Oomycota; Peronosporomycetes; Peronosporales; Peronosporaceae
Exons: 1
Coding region: 158-1114 (318 amino acids)
Source: RefSeq, a predicted model, not a curated record